Sparassis crispa is the source of this 159-nucleotide messenger RNA. RefSeq lists its product as hypothetical. The transcript has a single exon. The record is from RefSeq and is a predicted model, not a curated record. NCBI's taxonomy places the organism in Eukaryota, Fungi, Basidiomycota, Agaricomycetes, Polyporales, Sparassidaceae. The coding region runs from base 1 to 159 and encodes 52 amino acids.
AUGCGAUACUACGACCAUGCCUUGUAUAUUCAUACCCGAUAUAAAUUGCACGUUAUCGACUCCAAUGUCAGGAUGUCUGCAUACGUAUUCUCCUUCGAGGACCUGGGCGAGUUGUCGCUCCUGGGGCUGGAGGGGUUUGCGCCGAAGCUACUCCUGUGA